Messenger RNA from Hypoxylon trugodes, 2611 nucleotides. RefSeq names its product acetyl-CoA synthetase-like protein. The record is from RefSeq and is a predicted model, not a curated record. Bases 1 to 2556 code for a protein of 851 amino acids. NCBI's taxonomy places the organism in Eukaryota, Fungi, Ascomycota, Sordariomycetes, Xylariales, Hypoxylaceae. The transcript is spliced from 5 exons.
AUGACGAAAAGUAACCCAGAUCCUUAUGUGUUCUCGAAGAGCUUCGAAGAGGCCCACGACGAACCGGUGGUGAUGUUGCAAUCCUCUGGCUCCACAGGGCCUCCAAAAUUGAUUACAAUAACUCACGGAUCCCUCUCUACUCUUGAUUAUCAUCAUAGCCUCCCAGAGGUCCCUGAGCGUAAGAAGAGAGACUGGGCCAUAUGGACGUUCGAAGGGGAAGCCCGUGUUUAUACCGUGUUCCCAUUCUUCCAUCUGGCUGGUUUCCUACUAAGUGUCCAUGCCACUGUAUUCAACAACACCUCAAUAGUGCUGGGGCCUCCAAACGUAAUUCCCGAUGGAAUUCUUCUCAAGAAUAUAAUGCUGCAGCAGAAAUUACGAGCUAUGUUUCUUCCCCCAUCGGUAGUCGAAGAAAUGCUUGUUGAUCCCGGCGCAAUCCAAUUUUUCAAGGACCUAGAUUUCCUUGCUUACAGCGGGGCACCUUUCAAUCCCAAGACAGGAGACGAGCUCAGCAAAGUUGUCGAACUAGUUUCACCUUACGGUGCUACCGAGACUUUCGUCAUUCCUAAGUUGGCCGUAGAACGCGAGGACUGGGUAUGGCACGAGUUUAGCCCCUUUUCAAAACAUGAAAUGCGACCUUUUGAUCCUACUGAAGGCACAUACGAAAUGGUCGUGUACGGCGACGAAAGCGCCAAGCACAUUUCUGCCAUUUACCAUAAUCUACCUGGUGUGACAGAGUAUCCCACCAAGGACCUUUUCACUCAGCAUCCAACGAAGCCCAGAUUAUUCAAAUAUUAUGGGCGAAGAGAUGAUAUCAUCGUCCUCGCAAACGGCGAGAAGUUCAAUCCAAUUCCAUUAGAACUUAGCGUUCAGAAACACCCCUCUCUGAAGGGUGUUCUAGUGGUUGGAGAUGGCAGGAUACAAACAGCCAUCAUCGUCGAGCCAAAGGAACCACUUGAUGAGAAAGCGCGAGCCAAGCUAUUGCAUGAUAUCUGGCUAGACAUCGAGGCUUCCAAUACGCUCGCUGCGGGUCCGGGACGUAUCCAUAAGGGAAUGGUUAUUUGCGCCUCGCCGGAUAAACCCUUUACUAGGACGAUCAAGGGCACCAUAGUAAGAAAGCAAACAUCGGAGACCUAUCUCAGUGACAUCGAACGUCUGUAUUUGGAUUGCCCGACCGAUGGUGGGGUCACGGGGCCAGAGCCAAUACUAAAGCCCGUAUUUAGACGCCAAGCUAUUGUGGAUUUCGUAAGAAGUAUACUUGCAAUAUCGUUUGCCGACGGCGCGACUAUAGGUGCAGCGGAAGACUUCUACGCUCACGGACUAGAUUCAAUACAGACUUUGUCGAUUGCUUCGAACCUCCGACGUCUUGUGGGGGCUCAGUCCUCGGCACCUGUCAAUUGGAUUUCGGCGCGUACUAUUUCCAGAAUUCAACCAUCAUUGAACUCUCAAACUGAGACAGGAGCUACCGCGCGUUUCCUACCCUUCGAAGAGUUCCACGGUUGCUUUGGUCGGCUCGACAGGAUACGUGGGCACGUCUAUAAUGAUACGGCUUUUAAGGAACCCCGAUGUUUCGCGGAUCUAUUGCCUCAACAGAGGGGUCGACUCAGAAGAAAGGCAGACAGUAUCCAUGAUAGUGUAGCCCAAUUCCUGCAUAAGGCCACAUACUUGAAGGCUGAGCUUGGGCAACAAUUCUUCGGUCUCACCAAAGACAAGUACGAUCUACUUGCCAAUGAAGUUGAUGCCAUCGUUUACAAUUCAUGGAGGCUCGACUUCGGCCUUGCUAUCCGAUCUUUUAGCCCAUUCUUGCGCGCAACUCGUGACCUAGUCAAUCUUUCAGUAAACAGCAAAAAGGGAAUGCGUAUUACUUUUGUUAGCUCCGUAUCUUCGGUGUCAGCCAUGGCUCAGAGAACUACGGUACCAGAGGCUCCAGUCCAGGAUCCACUGGCCUCUAUGAACACUGCUUAUGCCCAAUCGAAGCUUGCUGCCGAGAGGAUCCUGUCAACUGCAACCGAACGCUUGGGCAUUCCUGUGAAUAUUGUGCGUGUUCCCCAAGUAGGAGGUCCAACUGACGGUUGUCAGUGGCCAGAACAACCAUGGAUAUCGGCUCUAUUGCGGACAUCGAAAACCCUAGGAUAUAUACCAGAGCAAGUCGCGGCAGUUGACUGGACACCUGUGGAUAUUCUUUCCUUUAUGAUGCAUGAUAUCAUCCUUCAGCCAGCUCAGGCUGAGGAUCAGAACCAGAUACGCUUUUAUAAUAUCAGCCACCCAAAGCCGGCGCCGUGGGGACUCUUGAUCAAGGUAGCGGGUGAUCUACUUGACGUCCACAGCACAAUUCCUCUUGGGAAAUGGACGAAGAAGCUUAAAGACAUCGCGAACCCAACAGCUGAGGAUAUUGAGAAGAUGCCAGCGUUGAGAUUAUUGGGUUAUUAUGAAAUGAUGGGUGAUGGAAUGGAAAAUAUGUCCCUCCAGACAGACAAUGCGAUGAGAAAUUUCGAAGGGGAGGUGCCCGCGGUAGACGAGGCGAUGCUUGGAAAUUGGCUACGUAGUUGGAAGUUGUGAAAUUUUUCUGUUAGUCUUAGUGUUCGAUAAUUAAUUGAACAGAAGUUGAACAGGA